AUGGGUUCGUCCGAGGAUAUCACCUACAUCAUUGGCAAUGCUCUCCAUCAAACAGCUGAGCACCACGAGUCCUUUGAGAAGCUGUGGACAAAGAAAUGGAAGCCAUUGUGCGAGAUGCGCGUCUAUCCCUUCAUGUUUGGCACCCCACAAGAUUUUGAGCCCGUCGCCCAGGCGAUUAUUGCCAAGGGGUUGAAGCCACCGUAUGAUUGGGAUGAAUAUGCUAGCAUGUUCUUCCCAAAGGCUGAGGAGCUGUUCAAGAGGGCCGAGGAGGCUGAAGGGAAGGAAGAACGGGAGAAGGCGGCAGAGUUGUUUUUACGUUCCUCAGCCCUCUACCGCAUAUCCCGCUUCCCCAUCCCGCGCUCUCCCAAACAACGUCUCGCCUGGCAAAAGAACAAAGAAGCCUUCUACCGCGGCGCAGCCCUGCUUCCAACCCCCAUCCUCCCCCUCCAGAUCCCCCACACCCACCGCUCCCCCUCGAACCCCACAACCGAACUCUCGGUGAUUCAAGCAAACCUUUGUCUUCCCUCCUCCUCUGCUGCUACCCCACCUCCGCUGGUUAUCCUUUUGACAGGUCUAGACGGCUACCGCACCGAACUGGGCAUCUGGCAGCCUGGUUUCUCUGCCCAGGGCAUCGCCACUUUAGUGCUAGAAAUCCCCGGCACGGGUGAUUCCCCAUGUACCGCGCAAUCAGCGCCCGAUGCGGUCGACAGGUUCUGGGAUUCCGUAGCCGACUGGAUCGGGGAGCAACACUCUCGUGGGACAAUCGACAAGAGUCGCGUCGUGCUCUGGGGAUUCAGCACGGGGGGUUUCUAUGCCCUGCGCGCGGCGCACACCCACCCUGCCUUAUUCAAGGCCGUCGUAUCUCUCGGUGGAGGAUGCGAUCGCAUGUUCGCUGCAGACUGGCUCGCGAACGCCGACAAGAGGGAAUACCCCUUCGACCUGUGCGGUGCUCUCGCCGCAAAAUUCGGGUACGACCCUUCCGGGACCGAUCCCGCUGGCAGGCAACGCUUCGUUGAUGAGGCAUACUCCAAGUACUCCCUUGUGGUAGACGGCACACUCGACAAGCCAUGCUGCGAGAGGGUGCUGCUCGUGAACGGGGAGCUGGACGAGAUCUUCCCGAUUGAGGACCUGUGGAUGGCGCUGCAGCACGGACGGGCGAAGGAGGCGAGGGUGGUUAAGGGGAGGAAGCAUAUGGGGGAGCCGGAGAGCUUUAGGGUUGUGUUGAGGUGGAUUUGGGGGGUGUUGGAGUUGGAGGGAGAUCCGAUGGUGCUUUUGGGGGGGUUGGCGAGGGAGGUGAAGUAUUGA
Messenger RNA from Thermochaetoides thermophila DSM 1495, 1305 nucleotides. RefSeq lists its product as uncharacterized. NCBI's taxonomy places the organism in Eukaryota, Fungi, Ascomycota, Sordariomycetes, Sordariales, Chaetomiaceae. The transcript is spliced from 4 exons. The record is from RefSeq and is a predicted model, not a curated record. Bases 1 to 1305 code for a protein of 434 amino acids.